AUGGAAGUGGAAAAUUCAAUAGCAGAACGGAAACCCAUGAAUGUACCCACAAAUGCCAUGAAAAGGGCCUCCCUCAAUCCAUCACUGGCCAGCAGCACUGUGGAAAAUGUCAUCUAUCCCCCCUCGCACCAAUACCACUACAUUCAAUACUAUCAGCAGCCUGCCAUCAAUCAAUAUGCAAAUCCCAUUUUGCAACCCACCUGCCAAUCCCAGAACUCCCAGCGAGGACUGCAUUCCCAUCAGAAUAGCAUUGAUGCAGCGGUGAUUGUACAUCGGCAGGCCAGUGGCAGUAAUAGUAGUUCCGAACCGCCCAACAAUUCCGAUUUGCCACAGAAAUCUCAAUCGGAAACUUCAUUGCUCAAUCAUUCAUAUCAGGCCCUCAAAAUGACAGAAUCCCUUCAAGAGAAUCUCUUGGAUAGUUCACCGAAAAUACUCAAAUCGCAGGCCUCCAGCUGUGACUGUGAUUUGGAGUGUACAUGUGGCGUCGUCGGUGGCGGCGGGGGUGAAGCGGGCAAAGCCACAUCAACUGACAACGAAGAUCUUACCUCAACAUCAUCGCCCAAUCGCAAAGAUCAAAUGAAACAACAAUUCGUUUUAUCCGAAGCUAUGCUGACCGCCGAUGAGAUUACUGUCAGUGAAUCGGAUAAUAACAGCAGCACUGUGAAGCGUUGUGAACGCAAUAAAAAUAAGAAAUCUUGCGGCCUGCCCCAUAAAAGUUCCUCCAUAGCGGAUGAUUUGAAUUAUCACAAUGCCAAUAACAUAGAUAUUUAUUGUGAUGGUGAUGCUGAGGCCAUAACCGAGGCAUGUCUGAAAGAGACGAAUGGUGUACCGGGUGGUAAUUCCGAUUUGAGACCGCCAUUACCACCAAGACCACCACCGAGACCAAAAACGGCAACGGGAUCAUUGAAUGGUGCUCGUGGUCGUCCUGGUAUGGUGAUCAAAAAAUAUGUGGUCUGGUGUUUGGUUUGCGGUGGUUUCUCCUGUAUAUUGGGCCUAUUGUUUUUAGGCGUUUACUUCCUGUUACAUUCGUACACCAUAACGGUGGGAAAUUUCGAAACUGUACCCACCUUUGUACCCGCCACUUUGUUAAUUUUAACCGGCCUCUGCGUAAUGAGCUUGGCUCGCCGACGUAAUCGUUACAGCUAUUUAAUUAAACUAUCCGGAGCCUGUGGCCUAAUUUCGGCAUUGACAUGUGCUUUGGUCACCGUCACCACCACAGUAUUACACAUGAGCCGUCUGCAGGCCUUGCGAGAAUGUGAAUAUGCCCAAAAGACAAGAACGUGCACCUGUUACUCGGAUAUGAUAGAAUCUCAAGUGGAUCGUGUGGAUAAAGAAGGUGUUCGUUUAGUAUUCGAUUCACUCUCCGAUUGUGGGGUCGUUCAUGGUUCCCUCUACUCCUGCUUAAGAGCAAUAUUUGGUUUAUCUGUAGCCGGUGUAUUGGUAGCUGUAUUCAGUUGUAUGCUGGUCUAUCAAUUGCUAAGUCAUGAACGCAAAAAAAUGUAUUGGGAACAAUUGGAGCUGCGUUGUCGUUCCCUCUACACCCGUCCACAAAUGCCACCACAAAAUAUAGCUGCUGCGGCAGCACCACACGGCUGUCGUUGCUGCGAACAAUGUCAUGCCCAUAGACAGGUGCCGCUGCAAGCUGCCGCCUAUCCCUGGGACGAAAGCAGCGAACCACGUUUUUGGUCAACACAGCCGCCGGGAAACUUCUAUUCCCCCAAUCCUGGGGGUGAUGAUCUGAUGGGUUUGACCAACACUUGUCGACGUCAUGAAAUUACCACGGGCCGUGGCAGAGGUAGUGGCUGGAGUUGGAAUCGUUGGUGGCAACGUAGUUCACCGGAUCCUAAUUCACGUUUUCGCCAAACUCCCUCAAGUCCUGAUUCACAAUAUGGUUUUUCGAAUAGCAAUGUUAUGGCUGGCAAUGCCAUUGCCGAAGAUGUCAAUCCGGUGGCCAAUGGUAAUCCACAACAGUUUAAUGUGUUAUCUGGUAAUUUGCCCUAUGGCGUGUGGGGUCCACCACCACCUUAUAGUGAUCCAAAUAGUCCAGCCAGAAGAGGUUAUUACCAAUACAUACAGCCACCACAUCACCAUGCUGCCAAUACCACAAAUGGCAAUCAAACCGGGGGUGGGCCCAUCGUCAAUGCCAAUAUUACAGAACCACCAAAUGCCGGAUUUAUGGAACAACCGGCUGCAUCAAACUGUUGUCAACAAAAUUCCAUUGCCAGAUCGAGUGCAUCCACUGUCGGUAGUGUGGGAAAUUUCAAAUCCAAAGUGGAAUAUGAAAAUACACCUUCGGACAGCGAUUGCGGUAGUAACAUAAGGGAACGUGAUCGAUUUUCCAAUACCUUGCCCACACGUAAGAUUAAGAAACGUUUGGAUCCGGGCAACAAAAGUAUUGGUCCAAAUUCCCAAAGUGCUCAACGGGUAAAUGUGCAACAGGUCUUCUCCUCGAAUGCUGUGUGCGGCAAUGCCGAGGAGGAACAGGAAUAUCACGAACCUCAACUUUUGAGUGAAGAUGUGCAACAACAGGGUCAGCCACAGCAGCAGCAACAACAACAGCAGCUAAAUAAAUGUGGCGUUGAGAAUUCAGGAUUCCAAAAUAGCUGUGAAUCAACCAAUACUGCUGCACAACAAAUGGAGCAACAAGCGGGAGAAAAUAGUGAUCCCACCGAAUCGGAAGUCUAUUUUGCCGAUGUCAGUAGCUGCUGUAAUAUGUCGGUGAAGAAUGAUCACUAUUAUGAGGAUACCAGGGCAUCACAGAGAACAUUAAUACCUCCGCCCAAUGGCAAUCACAAUUCGCAUGGGCAUCCACACCCCCAUCACCACCACCAACAUCAGCAUAGCAAUUGUAGCAGCAGCAGUACUAAUGAGGACUAUUUGGCUCAACGUUUUGGGCCACGUGAGAACUCAAUUCGCAGUCGACUUCCUUUCCCCCAGAAUCCGCAUGCGAAUGAUGGAUUUGUGGAAAACAUGAAAAUACAGGGAGGUCCCCAAAAGGAAGCACACAUACCAAAAGAUCCUUCGUGUCAGAGUAUGUGUUCCGUGGAAUCAGAGGCAAAGACUGAAUUUACUGAUCUCUCACCAAUGACACCAUGUGGUCAGAAGCACAAUCAGUUGAAUGAUUUUGCGGCAGACACCACCAUCAAUCAGGGUCAAGUUACACCGACAAAUUUUGUUGCCACAUAUCCGUAUUCAUCGGAAUCACAAAGUCUGGAAGCCCACCGUCGUUCAACGAAAAAUCUUACCGAAGCGCAUUAUGAAGUUAUUGAUGAUCAACAGCCGAUACAACAGCAACAACAGCCAGUGAAUCGUAAUGUUAGCAGGCCAGGUGUUACGGCAAGUAAUAAACCAAGAACUCCACAAAAACCAUCCAGAAAGGAUAAUAGCGAUCGUGAAUGGUCGGAUAAUAGCACAAGUGAUCGAAAUCGUUUAUGA
This is a messenger RNA of Musca vetustissima, 3435 nucleotides long. RefSeq lists its product as uncharacterized. The coding region runs from base 1 to 3435 and encodes 1144 amino acids. The record is from RefSeq and is a predicted model, not a curated record. The transcript is spliced from 7 exons. NCBI's taxonomy places the organism in Eukaryota, Metazoa, Arthropoda, Insecta, Diptera, Muscidae.